Staurois parvus is the source of this 545-nucleotide messenger RNA. NCBI's taxonomy places the organism in Eukaryota, Metazoa, Chordata, Amphibia, Anura, Ranidae. The record is from the annotation of a GenBank genome assembly.
UACAGGAAAUGACCAGAGACUGAGGACAUAGUACAGGAGAUGACCAGAGACUGCGGACAUAGUAAAGGAGAUGACCAGAGACUGCAGACAUGCUACAGGAAAUGACCAGAGACUGCUGACAUAGUAUAGAAGAUGGCCAGAGACUGCGGACAUAGUAUAGGAGAUGACCAGAGACUGCGGACAUACUACAGGAGAUGACUAGAGACUGCGACAUAGUAUAGGAGAUGACCAGAGACUGCGGACACAGUACAGGAGAUGACCAGAGACUGCAGACCUUUGGGGAGCAAAAGGGAAGGAACGGGUACCCAAAUUUGUCAGGUACCCGCUCCCACUUCCACGGAGUUAUGCUCCCUCCCCAUCUUCUGGGACAUGUGACAGGUCCCAGAAGAUUGCCAGACCAUUCACAAAGCGAAGCGCUUCUUGCGCAUGCGCAGUGGGCACUCGGCUGUGAAGCUGCAAGCUAUCACAGCCGGGUGCCCACACUACAGAUGCCGGCGCCAGGGGGAGAGAAGAUGGUGAGGACACAGCUGGACCAAGGAACAGGU